Fulvia fulva is the source of this 960-nucleotide messenger RNA. Its product is annotated as Versiconal hemiacetal acetate esterase. The record is from RefSeq and is a predicted model, not a curated record. The coding region runs from base 1 to 960 and encodes 319 amino acids. The transcript has 4 exons. Gene Ontology annotation, molecular function: hydrolase activity. NCBI's taxonomy places the organism in Eukaryota, Fungi, Ascomycota, Dothideomycetes, Mycosphaerellales, Mycosphaerellaceae.
AUGCCAGGCGAAUACGCAACCUCCUGGCUCGACUGGGAAGCCCAAUCCGGCGGCCGCGCCAUUAUGCACGGCACCCCCGACGAAAUCAAAGGCAUGUACGAAGGCCUCGUGCAAGCCCUCAUGCCCAUGGCGCCUCCCUUCAGCGAGAACGUUGACGUAACCGAGGGUGACGUUGAAGGCAUCAAAUACCGCAUCUACAAGCCCAAAGGUGUCGAGGGUCCACUCCCCAUUGGCUUCGACACCCACGGCGGCGGCUGGAUGACGGGCGAUCUCAACUCGGACCAUAUCCUCUGCGGUGUUAUUGCGGAGCAUACCAAGUCUGUGGUCGUGAAUGUGGAUUAUCGCCUCACGCCGGAGGUGGCGUAUCCGGUGCCGUUGGAGGAUUGUUUGAAGGGGUAUAAGUGGGCCGCAGCCAACGCCUCCUCCUUCGGCGGCGACCCGAACAAAUUCUACACAAUCGGCGGCUCAGCCGGCGGCGCCAUAGCCCUACAAAUCGCCAACAAAAUCAAGAAAGACCCAGCCCUCGGCCCCGGCCUCAAGGGCGUCGUCGCUAUUGUCCCUGCCACGACGCAUUGGGAUAACGUGCCAGAGAAAUACAAGUCCAAGUACAACUCGUACACCGAGAAUAAGGCGGGGACUCCAAUCAUUGACAAGGAGAGUAUGGAGAUCUUUUACAAGUAUGCGAAGGUUGAUCCCAAGGAUCCGGAGACGUUCACGAUUCUGGCAGAGGAGAAUCAUAAGAAUUUCCCGCCGACGUAUUUUGCGAGUUGUGAGUUUGAUCCGUUGAGGGAUGAUGCGUAUGUUAUGGAGGCGGCGUUGAAGGAGGCUGGUGUCCCGACAAAGCACGAUCAUUACCCUGGACUGCCGCAUUACUUCUGGAUCAUACCAGCUGUGCCGGAGGGACAGGUUUUUAUUGGGAAUUUGUUGCAGGGGAUUGGGUGGAUUCAGGGUCAGAUGUAG